Messenger RNA from Papilio polytes (common Mormon), 1655 nucleotides. RefSeq names its product suppressor of SWI4 1 homolog (gene ppan). Gene Ontology annotation, cellular component: preribosome, large subunit precursor. Gene Ontology annotation, biological process: ribosomal large subunit assembly; rRNA processing. The coding region runs from base 130 to 1653 and encodes 507 amino acids. Lineage: Eukaryota; Metazoa; Arthropoda; Insecta; Lepidoptera; Papilionidae. The record is from RefSeq and is a predicted model, not a curated record. The transcript is spliced from 10 exons. Gene Ontology annotation, molecular function: rRNA binding.
CAUUUGUCAGUAAACGUCAAAAGGAGGCGUGCUAUUUGGCAUGUUAUUUCUAACCUUAUAAUAUUUUUUGUUUACAAUUGUGUACACAUGAAAUAAUUUUGCCAUUAGAUUCUUUUAUUAAUUGAAACAAUGGGGAAACGCAAAGGUAAAUGUGUGAAAAGAAACACUGCAACUAAGGAGGCUCUAGAACCUGAUCAUUUAGUAAAGGCGCCUCACUCAUUCGUUAUACAUAGAGGAAAAUGUUCAAAACACCUUAUGGAAUUGACUAAGGAUUUUAGAAAAAUAAUGGAACCAUUUACCGCGUCACAGUUAAAGGAAAGAAAGAAGAAUACAAUCAAAGAUUUUCUGUCGGUGUCGGGCUACCUGCAUGUGUCUCACAUGAUGACGUUCACGGAGACAGAGCUGGGGUCGUACAUGCGGCUUGCACGGCUACCUCGAGGUCCUACGCUUACAUUCAGAUUACAUAACUACAGUUUGGCCCGAGAUGUUGUCUCAUCUCUACGGAAGCAGUAUGUAAUGUCAAGAGCAUUCAAAAGCGCCCCUCUUAUAGUCCUCAAUAGUUUCUCCGGAGAAGGAAAUCAUAUGAAACUGAUGGCCACCAUGUUUCAGAAUAUGUUUCCAACAAUUAAUAUAACCACAGUAAAACUUAAAAAUAUCAGACGCUGUGUUCUCAUGAACUACAAUCCGACGACAAAACUAAUUGACAUGAGGCAUUACGUCAUACGCGCGAUACCAGUCGGACUUAAUAAGGGUACCAAAAAGAUGGUGCAAGGAAAAAUACCCAAUUUAAACAGAUGCAAGGAUAUGUCUGAAUUCUUUGACAAAGCAGCGUUAAUGUCAGAAAGUGAGUUCGAGGAUGACGCGAACGCGCAAGUGAUGCUGCCGCAGAGCCUGGCGUCGCGCGGAGCCGCCGCUGACUCUAAGUCCGCUAUACGACUGGUGGAGUUAGGACCUAGGAUCACUAUGCAGCUUAUCAAGGUGGAAGAUGGUUUAAUGGACGGAGAAGUUCUGUACCACGAGCUCAUAGAGAAGACGGAAGAAGAGAAAGCUUUAAUCAAGAAGAAGAGAGAAGAAAAGAGACGUCUCAAAGAGAAACGCAAAGCUCAGCAAGACGAAAACGUGAAACGUAAACAGCACGAGAAAGAAGAAUUAAAACAGAAAGCGUUAGAAGGUAUUAAAAAGAAGAAAGAACUUACUGAGAACCAGAGGUUGAUGGAGCUGGCGGCGGCGGAGGGCGCGGCGGGUGCAGAGGGCGAGGAGGGCGAGGGCGGGGAGGCGGAGGACGACGCCGACUACUACAGGGAGGAGGUCGGCGCUGAGCCCGAACAAGAUCUGUUCAGUCAAAAUCAAUCAAGGAAACGAAAAACCGACGAACCGGCGAGAGGUUUUAAGAAAAUGAGAUUAGACAAGAAAUUAAAGAAGAAAUACCAUAAGAACGAUGACAAUCAGAAAUCACACGGUAAAAGAAGAUUCGAGAAGAAUGAAGACGGUAAAGGGAAUUUCAAGAGGAAUAGAGAUGGGAAAAGAUUCAAUAAGAACGAAGAUUCAGGCAAACCUAGACAUGGUAAGGUAUUUGGUGGAAAAAUUAACAAAUUUAAUAAAGGGAAAGGCAGGGAAAAGAAAACAAAAGGCAAAGGAAAAAAUAGGAAAUAAUU